Messenger RNA from Metopolophium dirhodum (rose-grain aphid), 1767 nucleotides. RefSeq lists its product as uncharacterized. The coding region runs from base 79 to 1767 and encodes 562 amino acids. The record is from RefSeq and is a predicted model, not a curated record. The transcript is spliced from 7 exons. Lineage: Eukaryota; Metazoa; Arthropoda; Insecta; Hemiptera; Aphididae.
CCAAAAAUUUUUAAAAAUGGGUAUGAAUAUACUAUUUUAAGAAAAAACCAAUCUAAUAUCCGUUGGAAGUGUAAUAAAAUGACGUGUACGGGGAAAGUAACAACAAACCUUAAUGAACCGUAUGAAUUAUUUACAAAAUGGACUGAUCAUAACCACGAAUCGAGUGAUGAAACAUUGAAGCUGAAAAACCUUGCAUUAACUAAUAUGAAAAGCCGAUCUGUUAAUAGUAGAGAAUCAACAAAUCAAAUUCUUCUAUCUGUAAUUCAUGAAAAUAAUGAAGACGUACGUAAUAAAAUAGGAAAUACUGAUUCAAUACGUAGAACUAUCCGUCGAGCACGUCGUAAAAAUGUUCCUGAAGAACCUAGGAGUAUGCAAUUUGUAUUGCCCGAGAAAUGGAAAACAACUAUGGGUGGUGAGUCAAAAGAAUUUUUAAUUUACGACAGCGAAAGUGAAAAUAGAAUGUUGAUAUUUGCAACUUCUCGAGCCUUAACUAUAUUGUCAUCAGCCUCACUAUGGUUUAUGGAUGGAACUUUUAAAUGUUCGAGUGUUUUCGCUCAAUUAUACGUUAUAAGAGCUGAAUUUGAAGAUAACGUAUUUACAUGUGUUUAUGCAUUCCUCCCAAAUAAAUUACAAACAACAUACGAAGAAAUGCUUACCAAUGUUAUUUUAGCUUCUAUUCGGAACAGGUCUCCAGUUAAACCAGAAACUAUAAUCAUUGAUUUUGAGAUAGGAGUUAUAAAUGCCAUAAGCUUAGUUUUUAAUCAAGUAAAAAUUCAGGGCUGUUUUUUCCAUCUGUGUCAAAGUGUAUGGAGACAAAUACAAAACUUAGGAUUAUCCAAAAUGUAUAAAGAUAACGAACAAAUUGCAAAACAAUGUAAAAUAAUAACAUCUUUAGCGUUUUUACCAGUUGAAGAAAUACCUAAUGAAAUAGUUAAUAUGUAUUUAACUUUUACUCCAGAACUAUUUCCAUUAAUAUUUUAUUUUGAAUCAACAUAUAUUAACGGAAAGAAUGGUGCACCAAGAUUCCCUCUUGAAAUUUGGAAUGUGAGACACCAAACAAUUAAGAACUCACACAGGACGAAUAAUUUUAGUGAAGGAUGGAACAGUUCGUUCAAUAAAUUGGUUGGAUCGGCUAAUCCAAGUUUCUGGAGUGUUUUGAGGUCUUUGCAAUUAGACGAAUGCUCUAGUCAUUUGAACAAAAACAGAAGACAAAAAAACCAAAAUACACAAAAUAAAAUUCAUGAUGCCUGUGUACAGCACGAAAGAAUAAAACGAGAUAAUGUAUUGCUAUUUGUUUCUGAUGCAGCGCCGUACAUGGUGAAAGCGGGAAAAGCAUUAUGGGGUACAUGGUUAGAAGCUGCGACAUAUUACUGUGACAAUUACAAAGCAUUUUGCGAAGUUAUAAAUAUGUUAAAUGAAGAAGAUGCAGUAUCCAUUGAACACGUAAAAAAACUUAUUCAAGAACCAACAUUAGAAAAAAAUACUGCAUAUGGAUUAUUGAAAAAUAUAAAAGAUAUUAUUUCCGGUACACGUGAAUCAAUUCCCAAUAUGGACCAAAAUAUAACAGUGACAGAUAUUCCAUAUUUCAAGUAUGCUCCCGUGUCUUCAGUGGACGUCGAAAGAAGUUUUUCGACGUAUAAAACUGUUUUAGCUGACAAUCGACGAAGAUUUACCUUCGAAAACUUGAAAAAGACGUUGAUUAUCCAAUGCAAUUCACAUUUUAAUGAAAAAGAACAAAAUCGACUAUCAAAACCAUCAAAAAUUUAA